Molecule: messenger RNA, 255 nt
Organism: Caenorhabditis remanei
Lineage: Eukaryota; Metazoa; Nematoda; Chromadorea; Rhabditida; Rhabditidae
Exons: 1
Coding region: 1-255 (84 amino acids)
Source: RefSeq, a predicted model, not a curated record
AUGAAAUUCCUUAUUGCUGUUCUCCUCGCUUCCUGCCUUCUUCAAGUCGUCAUUGCUGACAUCGUCUGUAACGACCACGGAAGUUGUACUGGAGAUGGAGCACCAUAUGGGGACACUCGUUGUGGAGCCUGCCAUUCAUGUGUGUACAAAAACUGCUGUCACUUCAAAUUCACCGAUCCAAAAACUACUUGUUAUAUACCCGGAUGGCGUUCCGAUGAAUACAAUUUACUUCAUGUGAAACUUCCAGUUGCUUGA